AUGCCACGGACAUUAGCCCAACAUGUGUUCAGGCGACUCCAACAACUUAAUUGCCACACUAUACACGGGGUGCCCGGAGACUUCUUCCUGCGUACACUGGAUCAUGUUACGACGUCGAGGUCAAAGUGGAUAGGAAACGCCAACGAGCUAUGCGCCGGCUACGCUGCAGACGGAUACGCCAGAACUGUCAGCCAACUCGCCCGCCAUCGAUCCAAGGACAUGGAUCCAAGCCCCAUGAUAGGUGCUUUCAUGACUACUUACGGCGUCGGAGAGCUCUCGGCAAUCAACGCUGUUGCAGGCUCUCAAGCGGAAAGCGUCCCUGUCGUGCAACUCGUCGGGACACCCAGCUCAAAGCCCAUGAGACAGCAAGACCCCUCCAGACUCGUACACCAUACGAUACCAGGAAGAGGCAUGGAUGUCUAUAGCGAGAUGGUCGACCAUGUCGUCUGCAAGCAAGCUCAUCUGAGGCUUGCCAAAAAUGCCAACGACGCUGCUGAAAUGUAUGACGAUGCCUUGCAAACGGCCAUUCAGCGCUCGAAGCCGGUCUAUGUAACGUUGGCUAGCGAUAUGGUGGACUUGCCUGUAUCAACAGAGCUGCUCGACGAUCCAAUCCAGGUCUCUCGUAAAACUUUGGACGCUGGCCUGGUCCAAGACAUCAUCAAGAGAUUGGCGCAAGCAGCGAGGCCGCUCAUCAUUGCUGAUGCUUUAUCGUACCCUUUCGGACUCCAGGCUGGGGUCAACGAGCUUGUCAGAUUGACCAAUAUCCCGGCAAUGAGCUACACGUCUGGAAAGGGUAUCAUCGAUGAACUUCUGCCAUCGUGGAGCCCGGACAUGCCAAAUACCACGGAAUACAGCCGCAACUGUGACAUGGUUCUUGUCUUUGGGCCUCUGCCCAGUGAUACCAAUACCUCAAGAUGGUCAGCUAUACCGCAAACUGAGAAUGUGAUAUCGUUCAAUCUGGACUCGGUUGAGCUGUCGACUAUGGAAGGGAGAAGUAUGGUCGAGUCGAGCGGCAGAGAAGCCCUCGCGCAGCUGGUGGCUACACUUAGGUCGGAUAUUGAGCUGCUCAAGCGGGUUCGGAAUGAAGCGGUCGAGAACAACAAGACGAUACCGCAGAAGCGACAGCCUCCUUCUCCCGCUCAAUCAACCACCCAGGAUGACUUCUGGCCAACAAUGUCCACCUACCUCAAACCAGAAGACACGCUGCUCUUUGCUAACGGCACUCCACUGAUCGGAGGUAGGGCCCUUCAGUUGCCGGAGAGCUGUCAGGUCGUGGCCAGCCCAAUUUGGAAUGCCAUUGGAAGCAUGCUGCCAACCGCCCAAGGCAUCGCAGCUGCAAAACGUGAUCACCAGCUGCCAGGCCGGACUAUCUUGUUCGAAGGCGAUGGGAGUUUUCAGGUCACAUGUCAGUCUCUCUCGGAUAUUAUCAGGUAUCAUCUGGAUGUCACGAUCUUCAUCGUCAAUAAUGCUGGGUACACGUACGAGCGGUACUUGAAUGGAAUGCAAGCUGAAUACAAUGAUGUGCCGGCCUGGAGAUACGUCGACGCCGCAAGCUUCUUUGGUGCGAAGAGCAACGAUCCUAGCUAUCCUGUGUUUACGAAGCGACUAGAGACUUGGGGAGAGCUUCUUGAAGUAUUUGCUGAUGAGAAGGCGAACGACGGGAAAGGUCUAAAGAUCUUCGACGUUGUGAUGGACCCGCAAGAUGUUCCUGAGGCUGCGAAGGCUGGGCUUCGGCGGGCGAGUGAGGCGUUGAAACAAAUGCGUGGACGCUGA
Molecule: messenger RNA, 1773 nt
Organism: Saxophila tyrrhenica
Lineage: Eukaryota; Fungi; Ascomycota; Dothideomycetes; Mycosphaerellales; Extremaceae
Exons: 1
Coding region: 1-1773 (590 amino acids)
Cellular component (GO): nucleus; cytosol
Molecular function (GO): thiamine pyrophosphate binding; pyruvate decarboxylase activity; magnesium ion binding
Source: RefSeq, a predicted model, not a curated record